AUGAUCCCCAUUCCCAAGGCUGACAGGCUCCACGACCUCUUCGACCUCAAGGGUCGUGUGGUCGUCAUCACUGGAGCUUCUGGCCCUAAGGGCAUGGGUAUCGAGGCCGCCCGCGGAUGCGCCGAGUACGGCGCCGACGUCGCCAUCACCUACUCUUCCCGUAAGGAGGGUGCCGAGAAGAACGUCGAGGAGCUCCAGAAGGAGUACGGUGUUAAGGCCAAGGCCUACAAGCUCGAUGUCUCCGAUUUCGACCACGUCCAGCAGCUCGUCAACGACGUCAUUCGUGACUUUGGCAAGAUUGAUGCCUUCAUUGCCAACGCUGGUGCGACCGCCAAGGGUGGUCUCCUUGACUGCCCCAAGGAGGACUGGGAGAAGGUCAUCCACAUCGACCUGACUGGUACCGCCUACUGCGCCAAGGCCGUCGGUGCUCACUUCAAGGAGCGCGGCACCGGCUCCUUCGUCAUCACCGCCUCCAUGUCCGGCCGCAUUGUCAACUACCCCCAGGAGCAGGCCUCCUACAACGUCGCCAAGGCCGGCUGCGUCCAUCUUGCCAAGUCUCUCGCCAACGAGUGGCGAGACUUCGCCAGGGUCAACUCCAUCUCGCCCGGCUACAUCGACACUGGUCUGUCCGACUUCAUCGAUGAGAAGACUCAGAAGCUCUGGAGGGACAUGACCCCCAUGGGCCGCAACGGUAACGCCAAGGAGCUCAAAGGUGCCUACGUCUACCUCGUCAGCGAUGCUAGCAGCUACACCACUGGUGCCGACAUUAGCAUUGACGGUGGCUACACCGUCCGGUAA
Messenger RNA from Scedosporium apiospermum, 798 nucleotides. Its product is annotated as L-xylulose reductase. The record is from RefSeq and is a predicted model, not a curated record. The transcript has 2 exons. NCBI's taxonomy places the organism in Eukaryota, Fungi, Ascomycota, Sordariomycetes, Microascales, Microascaceae. Gene Ontology annotation, cellular component: intracellular anatomical structure. The coding region runs from base 1 to 798 and encodes 265 amino acids. Gene Ontology annotation, molecular function: oxidoreductase activity, acting on NAD(P)H, oxygen as acceptor.